CGUGGUCCCAAUCGCCAUUUCUCUUUGGAAUAUAGAUCAUAGUGAAGUGAAAAUGACAAGUUCUAGUACGUUGUUAACGAGAUCUCUAAAGAGCGAAGCACCUCGCUCAAGGAGUCGUUCGUUGUUUACUCUUCUUUUUGGUCUGAUAGCAGGAUUUUGUUUGUCUCAAUUUGCUUCACGCAUGGCCACACCUGUAAUUAUAUAUCCACUUGCAAGACAACAUUCUGCGAAUCAUACAGACUUACACAAUGAUCUUGUCGUAGACGAGGGACCAGAACAUGAAGUUUUUUAUCACGAACACAAGGAAGAUAACACCACAAUAGCGGAUAAAUUAAAGAAAGAGGUUCGAAUUCUUUGCUGGGUGAUGACCAAUCCGAAGAAUCACAAAUCAAAGGCACGUCAUGUGAAACGAACUUGGGGUAAACGUUGCAAUAUCCUUUUAUUCAUGAGCUCGGCUGAGGAUAAUGAAUUGCCCACCGUGAAGUUGGAUGUGGAGGAAGGACGAACGAAUCUUUGGCGUAAGGUUAAGGAGGCGUUCAAGUAUGUCUAUAAACAUCAUUAUAAUGACGCCGAUUGGUUCUACAAAGCCGAUGAUGAUACCUAUGCUAUAAUUGAGAACAUGCGAUAUAUGCUGUACCCAUAUAGUCCUAAAACUCCAGUUCACUUUGGUUUCAAAUUCAAGCCGUUUGUUAAGCAGGGAUACAUGUCCGGGGGAGCUGGCUAUGUGCUCAGCCGGGAAGCUCUUCGUCGCUUUGUGGUGGAAGGCAUACCCAAUCCCAAAAUGUGCUUACCCGGCACUGUUGAGAAUGAGGAUAUCGAAGUUGGGCGCUGCAUGGCGAACUUGAAUGUCUCUGCUGGUGAUUCUCGCGACUCUACUGGCCGAGGUCGUAUGUUUCCUUUUGUUCCAGAACAUCACCUUAUUCCAGGCAAAUAUGACUUGAAAUGGUGGUAUUGGGCCUAUCAGUAUUACAAGAACGAUGAUGGUCUCGACUGUUGUUCUGAUUUGGCGAUUUCCUUUCAUUAUGUGGCUCCGCAUUUCAUGUAUGUGAUGGACUAUUUAAUCUAUCAUUUGAAACCUUACGGUUUGCUACGAACACCGGAAGCCCUGCCUGCUAAAUUAAAAGUGGGUAAACUAUUACCCGCUCCAAUCGAUCAACCAGCGGCCAGUAAUGAGGACUCCGUAAGUGAUCUUGACAGAAUGAUAAGCAGUACCACUGUCAAAAUUGAUCAUGAGCCUGAUGCUAGAGAGGUAAGCUCUAAGGAAGUUGACACAGAAGAGGAAAAGGAAGAAACAGAAUCACACGAGAAGAAUACAUCACAGAAAAAAGAAGCUAACGAUGAUAAAUCGCAUAAAGAGUAGAAUAUAAAAGAACAUAUUCAAUAA
Drosophila willistoni is the source of this 1384-nucleotide messenger RNA. RefSeq names its product glycoprotein-N-acetylgalactosamine 3-beta-galactosyltransferase 1. The record is from RefSeq and is a predicted model, not a curated record. Gene Ontology annotation, cellular component: membrane. Lineage: Eukaryota; Metazoa; Arthropoda; Insecta; Diptera; Drosophilidae. The transcript is spliced from 3 exons. Bases 53 to 1360 code for a protein of 435 amino acids. Gene Ontology annotation, molecular function: N-acetylgalactosaminide beta-1,3-galactosyltransferase activity.